This is a messenger RNA of Selaginella moellendorffii, 2243 nucleotides long. RefSeq lists its product as uncharacterized. The coding region runs from base 472 to 1575 and encodes 367 amino acids. Gene Ontology annotation, biological process: regulation of gene expression. NCBI's taxonomy places the organism in Eukaryota, Viridiplantae, Streptophyta, Lycopodiopsida, Selaginellales, Selaginellaceae. The record is from RefSeq and is a predicted model, not a curated record. The transcript has 2 exons.
UCGCAUUUUUCUUGCCGAAGAGUGGGGAGAGACCGCCAUCGUUCUACAGCGUUGUUUUUUUCCUCUCUUUCUCUUGCGAGGGCUCCUCGCGCCGCGCCAGGAAGAACAGUGAUUCUGGAAUGCGGCGACCAGACGCCAGCGAUUCCGGAGGAAGAGGAGGAGGUGUUUGUCGCGGCGCGCCUUGAUUUCGAGCUAGUUUCUUUCCCUCCGAUCCGCGCGCGCUGCCGAUCGAUCCAGCCGAUUGGAUCGAUAUUUCGUAGGUCUGGUGCUUCCAUUCUCCUUACCGCUCCUCCCUUGCUUCCAGGGAGAGAUUGGGAUCGAUAUUUCGGUGCUUCCAAUCUUCUUGCUCCUGCCGGGAGAGGUUUGGAUCGAUAUUUCGGAGGACUUGUGCCAAAUCUUCCUCUUGGCCGAGGGAAGAUCGAGGUAGAUAGAUAGAUUGUCGCUGGAAUUGCGAGACCAUUUUUCCACGCGAUGAGCUGCAACGGAUGCCGGGUUCUUCGCAAGGGAUGCAGCGAUAGCUGCGCCUUGAGGCCGUGCUUGCAGUGGAUCGAGGGCGCCGAGGCGCAGGGCCACGCGACGGUGUUCGUCGCCAAGUUCUUCGGACGAGCGGGGCUCAUGGGCUUCAUCGCCGCCGUCCCAGAGAAUCAGAGACCAGCUCUCUUCCGGUCGCUCCUCUACGAGGCCUGUGGAAGAACAGUGAAUCCCGUCUAUGGCGCAGUGGGCCUUCUCUGGUCGGGCAACUGGCACGUCUGCCAAGCCGCCGUGGACACUGUUCUUCGCGGCGGAUCGCUCAAGCCCGCUGGAAGCUCUCCAUCGAAUCUCCCCUGCUAUGGCCCGAUGCCAAAUCUCCCCCGGCUCCACAUCAAAUCCGCCACGCCAUCGCCAUCGCCAUCGCCAUCACCACCGCAGCCCCCGGCCCCGGAUCACCACAAUGACGUGAAGCGUUUCAAAGCGCUCGACCACCACCACCACCACCAGAGCCAGAGUCUCGUCAAGGCCGGCGGCUGCGAUGUGGGACACGUCACCCUGGGCGGGCGAUCGGGGCCGUCGGAUCGCCCAUUGCUGGUAGCUGUGAAGAGGGAGAGAGAGGAAGCGGCCGAGCUUGUUGCCCCUGUGGCGAGGAGGCCACGCGUCUCCCGCCCGGGGCUCUGCCAACUGGAGCCCAUCUCCGCCGUCGAUGAGGAGCUCAUCGACCUAGAUCUGACGCUCAGCUCGCACCCGCCAACACCGCAGCUGUUUUUGCCACCCCGCAAGAACAACGCUACGAACAUCAGCUUGACGACCGCCACCGCCACCGCCGCCGCCGCCACCACCACCACCGCCACCCCCGCCGUCGCCAUUCCUCGCGUGGCCAGCCCGGUUUCGUGUAGCAACUCGUUUAGCUCCGAGGGGUCUGUGACCAGCUUGGACACGGCCGAUUUCAUCGCCUCCAAUUGCCACACCGUGGCCGCCACCACCAGCGGCAUCCCGGGGAUGGAUUUACUCCAGAGAAUGGAGCGAAGGCAGCACCACCAUCACCACCACCACCACCACCACUAUGGUCACCAUCAGCGCAGGGAGCUCCAGCAGCAGUAGAGCAGUCAUGGAGCAUGAGUGUGUGAAGAGGACUUCUCUUCUCCCAAAUUUUUUGGACUUUUUUUUUUUUUCUUCUUCUUUUUGGCAGUGAUCCCCAUCUGUCAGGUCCUUGAGCACUUAGCCUUCAGUCAGAGAACAGUCACACUUGCUUGUCAUGCAAGAAAGGAAAAAGCUUUCGCCCAGAGGGACACAGAGGGAAGAGUCCACCACCUUUUUUGGAGAGGAAAGCGGCAUUGCCCUCUAUCUAGAAAGAACUUUUUAGUAGUCCCAACUGCCACGUCAACGCCUUGUUGUCCACGUCAUUUCUAUUUUUAUUUAAUUCUGUCACGCUUAUUCUAGCUCGCAAGAUUUCUGGCCACAAGCUUGGAGGAUUCGUGGAAGAACUUGAUCCCUCCCCGACGUUUCUUCCCAUUUUCAUGGAGCUGGACGGAGAGAUUCGAGGUGGCGGGGUUGAUGGGAUGGUGGACGUGACAACCGAGCAAUCUAUAAGUCAAGAUUUUGCGGGAUUUUCUUUGACAUAUGGGAGGCGUGUAGCAACGUGGGGGCGAGGUUUGAUCGGUCACGGGGGCGAUGAUGCUGCUGCUACAAGUUUUUAGAGGUCACACGUUUGCAAAGUAUCUGCAUUUGUCACCCUGAUAAGAUUGUAAUAGAUCAAUCUGUUCUUCUUC